AUGUCGCUUCUUCCCAAACUCCGUCAUGGCGCCAAGGUGCUCAUUCUCGACUCGUCCUUCAACCCACCGACACUCGCCCAUCUCGCCCUUGCCCGCUGCGGCAAUGACUAUGACGCUCGGAUCCUCAUGCUUUCUACGACCAAUGCCGACAAGAAACUCGCGCCUGGGGACGUCACUAUCGCCCUGCGCCAAAGCAUGAUGGCGCUCCUGGGGUUCCAUAUCGCGGUCGUUGAUGAGCCGACGUUUGUAGGCAAAGCACGAAAACUGCAUGCAGAGAUGCCGAGCGCGACGUGGGAUUUCGUGAUGGGUUGGGAUACAGUAGAAAGGGUAUUUGCAGAGAGGUACUACACGGGGAAGGAUAUGGUUGCUGAGCUGAAAGAGUUUUUCUUUGAGAGUCGGGCAAGGAUCGUAUAUGCGCCAAGGGCGGGAGCAGGCGGGAUUGAUGUCUGGGCGGCGGUGGAGCGGGUCGGGGCAAGAGAAAAGGUCGUGCAGGCGGCGAUCUCGGACGAGUUUGUGGCCUACAGUUCGACUGCCGUCAGGAAUGCUAUCAAGUCUGGUAAAGGGUCAUGGCGCGAUAAGGUGCCGCCGGCUAUUGCCGAAUAUAUAGACAAGGAGCGUCUGUAUUCUUCUUGA
This is a messenger RNA of Desarmillaria tabescens, 633 nucleotides long. Its product is annotated as Nucleotidylyl transferase. Gene Ontology annotation, cellular component: cytoplasm; nucleus. The record is from RefSeq and is a predicted model, not a curated record. The coding region runs from base 1 to 633 and encodes 210 amino acids. The transcript has a single exon. Gene Ontology annotation, molecular function: nicotinamide-nucleotide adenylyltransferase activity; ATP hydrolysis activity. NCBI's taxonomy places the organism in Eukaryota, Fungi, Basidiomycota, Agaricomycetes, Agaricales, Physalacriaceae.